Molecule: messenger RNA, 2169 nt
Organism: Coccinella septempunctata (seven-spotted ladybird)
Lineage: Eukaryota; Metazoa; Arthropoda; Insecta; Coleoptera; Coccinellidae
Exons: 1
Coding region: 1-2169 (722 amino acids)
Molecular function (GO): catalytic activity
Source: RefSeq, a predicted model, not a curated record
AUGGCAGACGAAAACCAGAAAAUGGCCCUCAGUCCGGAGCACCCCUUAAGUGGGGAGAGGGUGCUAAGAAUCCCCCCGUCGCCUACCAUUGAGAAUCAAGGAAGCAAAGUAAAAUUACAAGUUUAUGACAAGACAGUACGUAUUGCCACAUGGAACGUACGCAGCUUAUUCCAGUCUGGGAAACUGGCAAACACUGAGGCCGAGAUGUGCAGGAUGAAAAUAGAUAUUUUGGGGCUGAGCGAGGUAAGAUGGCCUGGCUCAGGGAAGCAGAAGACAAAGGGAGGAUACAUCUACUACUCUGGAGGAACUGAUCCAAAACAUCAAUAUGGAACAGCAAUAAUGGUCUCAAAUAGAAUAGCACAAUCAGUUAUAGACUUCAUCCCUCUGAAUGAUAGAACAGCGUUCUGGAAGCUGAGAACAACUCACAGAGAUAUGAAUAUAGUUCAAGUUUAUGCCCCGACAAAUGACAAGUCUGACCAAGAAACUGAAGAGUUUUAUAGCGCAAUAGAUGAGAUAUUACGGUUGACGAAGAGAGGAGAGAUAACGAUGGUAAUUGGAGACUUCAACGCCAAAAUUGGUUGCGGUGCUGAGGGUGACAAUGUGGGUUCAUAUGGGCUUGGUACAAGAAACGAUAGAGGAAAUAGACUUGCACAGUUUUGUGUAGAGAACGACCUUUUAAUAGCCAACACUUUCUUCAAACAACAUCCUAGGAGACUGUAUACUUGGAAGUCACCUGCAGAAAAAGACGGCAGAAUUAUAAGAAAUCAAAUUGAUUUCAUCCUGGUGGGAUUGAACUUUAAAAAGAACAUAAAAUCAGUAAAAACAUACCCAGGAGCAGACAUUCAUAGCGACCAUAACCCGGUUGUUAUGGACUUUAAAAUGAAGAGAUUUCUGAGGGUUGAGAGACGGGUGACAAGUAGAAUUGAUACUAAGCAGCGGAAAAACCCUGAGAAAAGACAGGAAAUAAGUCUCGUAAUCGAGAAAGAGUUGGGUAAUACGACGAACCCAAUAAGCGUGGAUAAUGUUGAAAAAACAUGGAACACCAUCAAAGAGAAAAUUGUUAAGAUACAAGAAGUAAAUAUAGGAUUCACGAAAAACAACAAAAAGCAGGAAUGGAUUACGGAAGAAAUCAUAGAUCUGAUGGUUGAAAGACGGAUCAACAAAACCAAUCCAACUGAAUACAAAAAAUACAAUAAAAUCAUCAGAAGGAAGUGCAGAGAGGCCAAGGAAAAAUGGAUGUCAGCAAAAUGCCAGGAAAUUGAACAACUCCAGGAAAGAUAUGACCACUUCAACGUCCACAAGAAAAUAAAAGAGAUGACGGGCAAGCGGCGAAAAAGACAGGAAACAAACUUAAGAGGUGAUAACGAACUGAUAGUAGGGACAGAGGAGAAACUUGUUAGAUGGAAAGAAUACAUCCAAAAACUCUUCGACGAUGAUAGACCAAAUGCUUCACCAUCCAUAAAUAAGGAAAUAAAUGAAAAAGGUCCCAUAAUAUCUAAACAGGAGGUCAUACACGCAAUAAAAGCUCAAAAAGAGGGAAAAGCAACCGGCCUUGAUAAAAUCAAUGCUGAGGUACUCAAACUGAUCGCAGAGAAUGAGGGCAAAACCCUAGAUCUGUUAACAGCAUUGUUCAACGAAAUAUAUAAUUCAGGAAAAAUACCAUCAGAUUGGCUGAGAUCAACAUUUGUACCACUACCGAAAAAACCAAACUCCACACAUUGCGAUGAUUACAGAAUAAUAAGUCUGAUGUCUCACGUUCUUAAAACCUUUCUCAGAGUCAUCCAUGCACGAAUAUAUAAAAAGUGUGAGUACCAAAUGGAUAACACCCAAUUUGGAUUUCGAAAUGGAAUGGGAACGCGAGAGGCUCUUUUCUCUUUAAAUGUACUGGCGCAACGUUGCAGAGAUAUGAAUGUCGAUGUGUAUGCAUGUUUUAUAGACUAUCGAAAGGCAUUCGACUGCGUUAGUCAUGAGAAAAUGAUGCAAAUCCUAAGAGAAACGGGGAUCGACGAACAGGACCUACACGUGGUUUCUGAACUCUAUUGGCAUCAGACAGCAACAGUCGAAAUAGACCAAAUGACAUCGGAGGAUAUACAAAUCAGACGAGGAGUCCGUCAAGGCUGCGUCUUGUCACUCGGAGUCUAUAUUCAGAGAAGCACUGGAAGAAGCUGA